Phaeoacremonium minimum UCRPA7 is the source of this 1317-nucleotide messenger RNA. RefSeq names its product putative px domain-containing protein. Bases 1 to 1317 code for a protein of 438 amino acids. The transcript is spliced from 2 exons. Gene Ontology annotation, molecular function: zinc ion binding. NCBI's taxonomy places the organism in Eukaryota, Fungi, Ascomycota, Sordariomycetes, Togniniales, Togniniaceae. The record is from RefSeq and is a predicted model, not a curated record.
AUGUAUACCACACCACGCCGACCCCGCGCAUCGCGAGCCUCGCGGGGACGUGGAACACCCUCCACACCAGCCCGGGAGCCUGGACGGUUCGUGGAAGGUCAGUGGCUAUGUGACUGUAACCCGCGGCUCCCGGCUCUCUAUCUUCAGGUCAAGAAAGAGUCGGCCAAUAAGGGCAAGUGGUUUUACACCUGCCAGGGCCGCAAAUGUAAAUUCUUCUUGUGGGCGGAUGAGGCCAAGGCCCGGGAGAGGGGUGCGGUGCUGAACAACUCCCGCUCCGAGUCCUCGCAGUCCAAUAUCACGACGCAUAUCCGCUCGCGGGACGAGGGUGCACCGCCGGAGCCCCCGAGCAGCCCUACCCCCCAGCGCCGGCCGAGCAUCUUCCAGGGCCUGCCGAGGAAUGAUGCUGAUCUGUUCGAUCUGAGUGAUACCGACGAGGAGAUGGAGCUCGCCAGUCUCGCGGACAAGACUCCCGAGCAGCUCCAGGUCCGGGCGGCGGGCACGCCGUUCUCGCAGUCGCAGCAGGCCUCUGGCGCCUCGAGCCACACCAUCGGGCGCUCUCAGCAGGCCAGCAUGACUGCACCAGCCACGCCGACGCCGAAGCGCAAGCGGGGCCUGUUCGUCGACAGCGACGAGGAGGAUGAGUUCGGCGAGGCGUUCGACUCGGACACGGAGCGCCAGCUCGCCCAGCUCACGGACGAGAGCGCCCGCAAGUCGGCGGCAGAGCGUGCGUCGUCGGCCCAGAAGAGCGCACACCUGACGACUCCGUCAGCGGGCCGCGCCGUCGAUGUCUAUGCAGCCGGCGGGCUGCCCACGCCGGUCAGUCGGCAUACUGGGCCGCCGGGCAGGAACAGCUUGCUCAUUGCGCAGGAGGAGCGGGACCGCGACGCGAAGCGGCACAAGAAGGUCGAGUUUGCGCCCACGCCGGAGAACCUGCGGUCGCCAGAGUCGUCGCCGGCAGCGGCGGACUCAGCUUUGCCUGUCCGUAGCCCCACGAAUGCACAAAUAGAGCUGGAGAAACCAGCAGGGUCAGCCGCAGAAUACGAUAUCACCGAGCCGGUCAUGGCACUGCUUAAGGACCAGCCCAUUAACCAGGCCACGCGGCGCGGUGUUAAGGAAGCCUUGGAGAAGAACGCCCUAAAGAUACGUGGACUCAUUAAGGGGCGGGAUGUCGCUCGCUCAGCAUUAGAAAGCCGGGACACUAGAAUUGCCGAGCUGUCAGCCCGGGUGGCCGCGCUCGAGAACGGACGAAGACUGGACAGGGAGCGGCUGAAAGAGUUGACUAGAGGACUUACGCAAUUGUCUCAGGAGGAUGAUUGA